Messenger RNA from Colius striatus (speckled mousebird), 10200 nucleotides. RefSeq names its product cadherin related 23 (gene CDH23). Gene Ontology annotation, molecular function: calcium ion binding. NCBI's taxonomy places the organism in Eukaryota, Metazoa, Chordata, Aves, Coliiformes, Coliidae. The record is from RefSeq and is a predicted model, not a curated record. Gene Ontology annotation, cellular component: plasma membrane. Gene Ontology annotation, biological process: homophilic cell-cell adhesion.
AUGUGCUUUUGCAAAAGUGCUGUCUCCAGUGUUUUCCCACUUCUCAAGGUGUUUAACAAACCUGGUGCCUGAGGAAAGAGGGCAGUGCUGAAAAUCCCUGUCUUGUUACAGAGGAAGCCCUGGAGGAGCCUAGGUUGGGGCAAUCGGCUGCCAUACUUUACAAACUACUUCUUUGACACCUACCUGCUGAUCAACGAGGAUACUCCUGUGGGCUCCUCAGUGACUCAGCUGCUGGCCCGGGACCUGGACAACGAUCCACUGGUCUUUGGUGUGGUCGGGGAGGAGGCUGGGCGGUUCUUUGCAGUGGAGAGUGUCACUGGUGUUGUCUGGCUCAGGCAGCCCUUGGACAGAGAGACUAAGUCAGAAUUCACGGUUGAAUUUUCUGUCAGUGACAGCCAAGGGGUGAUCAAAGGGACGGUCAACAUCCAGGUGGGAGAUGUGAAUGACAAUGCCCCACAGUUCCACAACCAGCCCUACAGCGUCCGCAUCCCAGAGAAUACACCAGUGGGCACUCCAAUUUUCAUAGUGAAUGCCACAGAUCCGGACCAGGGGGCAGGAGGCAGUGUGCUUUACUCCUUCCAGCCUCCUUCCAAUUUCUUUGCCAUUGACAGUGGCCGCGGCAUCGUGACAGUGAUCCGGGAGCUGGACUAUGAAGUGACUCAGGCGUACCAGCUCCAGGUUAACGCAACGGACCAAGAUAAAAACAAGCCUCUGUCCACUUUGGCCAACCUGGCAAUCACUAUCACAGAUGUGCAGGACAUGGACCCCAUCUUCAUCAACCUGCCCUACAGUACAAACAUCUACGAGAACUCUCCUCCGGGUACCACUGUGCGCAUGAUAACAGCCAUUGACCAGGACAAGGGCCGUCCCCGGGGCAUUGGCUACACCAUCGUCUCAGGUAACACCAACAGCAUCUUUGCUCUGGACUACAUCAGUGGAGCCUUAACCUUGAAUGGGCUAUUGGACCGGGAAAACCCCUUCUAUAGUGCUGGAUUCAUCCUCACAGUGAAGGCGACAGAGCUGAACGAUGACCGCACACCCUCCAAUGCAACCGUCACCACCACCUUCAACAUCCUUGUCAUUGACAUCAAUGACAACGCACCCGAGUUCAACAGCUCCGAGUACAGCGUGUCCAUCCCAGAGCUGGCCCAAGUGGGCUUUGCCCUUCCCCUCUUCAUCCAAGUGCAGGACAAAGAUGAGGGACCCAACAGCGUUUUCGAGGUUUACCUGGUGGGCAACAACUCCAACCACUUCAUCAUCUCACCGACCUCCAUCCAGGGGAAAGCAGACAUCCGUGUCCGCGUGGCAGUGCCGCUUGACUUCGAGACCAUUCCCCGCUACGAGUUUUCGCUCUUUGCAAAUGAGAGCGUCCCAGACCACGUCGGCUUUGCGCGUGUGAAGAUCAACCUCAUCAACGAGAACGACAACCGCCCCAUUUUUAGCAAGGCCCUGUACAACGUCAGCCUCUUCGAGAACACCACGGUGGGCACCACCGUCCUCCAGGUCCAUGCAACUGACAACGAUGUGGGCACAUAUGGGAAAGUCAGUUAUUUUUUCAGUGAUGACCCUGACCGUUUCUCACUGGACAAGGACACAGGCGUCAUCCUCCUGACAGCUCGGCUGGACUUUGAGACCACACAGCGCUACACGUUGACCGUCAUUGCCCGGGACGGCGGCGGGGAGGAGACCACGGGGCGCGUGCGGAUCAACGUCCUCGAUGUCAACGACAACAUCCCCACCUUCCAGAAGGAGGCAUACCUGGGGGCCCUGCGGGAGAACGAGCCCUCCGUCACACAGGUGGUCCGGCUCCGGGCAUCUGAUGAGGACUCUCCUCCAAACAACCAGAUCACAUACAGCAUCGUGCAGGCAUCUGCCUUCCGUGACUACUUUGACAUCACAGUGUCAGAAGGAUACGGAGUGAUCAGUGUGAACCACCCCCUCGACUAUGAGCAGCUGGCCAAUGGAGUUAUUUACCUGACUGUGAUGGCCAAGGAUGCCGGCAGCCCGCCGCUUAACAGCACCGUUCCCGUCACCAUCGAGGUGUUUGAUGAAAAUGACAACCCCCCCACGUUCAGCAAGCCCUCCUACGUCAUAACUGUCAUGGAAGACAUUAUGGCAGGAGCCACAGUGCUGUUUCUCAAUGCCACAGACAUGGACCGUUCCAGGGAGUAUGGGCAGGAGUCGAUCAUCUACUCCCUGGAGGGCUCCUCGCACUUUCGCAUCAAUGCUCGCUCAGGAGAAAUCACAACAACGUCUUUGCUGGACCGGGAGGCCAAAUCCGAAUACAUCCUCAUUGUCCGGGCGGUAGAUGGAGGUGUGGGCCACCAUCAGAAGACAGGCAUUGCUAUGGUGAACAUUACACUCCUGGACAUCAAUGACAACUAUCCCACAUGGAAAGAUGAGCCAUACUUCAUUAACUUGGUGGAAAUGACCCCUCCCAACUCGGACGUCACCACGGUGGUGGCUGUCGACCCAGACCUGGGGGAGAACGGCACAGUGGUGUACAGCAUCCGACCCCCCAACAAGUUCUACAGCCUCAACAGCACCACAGGCAAGAUCCGCACCAGCGGUGUGCUGCUGGACCGGGAGAACCCCAACCCGCAGGAGGCGCAGCUGAUGCGAAGGAUCGUCGUGUCGGUCACCGACUGUGGGAGGCCACCCCUGCGAGCUACCAGCAGUGCCACGGUUUUCGUCAACCUGCUGGACCUGAAUGACAAUGACCCCACUUUCCAAAACCUGCCUUUCACUGCUGAGAUCGCAGAGGGCCUUCCCGCGGGCUCCUCUGUCUUCCAGGUGGUGGCCAUCGACCUGGAUGAGGGUCCAAAUGGGCAGGUGACGUACCGCAUGCAGGUGGGGAUGCCUCGCAUGGAUUUCCUCAUCAACAGCACCAGUGGGCUUGUCACAUCCACCACUGUGCUGGACAGGGAGAGGAUCAGCGAGUACUACCUGCGGGUGGUGGCCAGCGAUGCCGGCGUGCCCUCCAAGAGCUCCACCAGCACCCUGACUGUCAAAGUGCUGGAUGUCAACGACGAGAACCCCACCUUCUUCCCAGCCAUCUACAACGUGUCUCUGCCUGAGGACGUGGCCCGAGAUUUCAAAGUAGUCCGACUCAACUGCACAGAUGCUGACGUUGGGCUGAACGCUGAGCUCAGCUACUUCAUCACAGGUGGGAACCAGGAUGGCAAAUUCAGCGUCGGCUUCAGGGAUGGGGUGGUCAGGACAGUCGUGAGUCUGGACAGGGAGACCGUGGCAUCAUACACACUGAUCCUGGAGGCCAUUGACAACGGCCCCACAGGGAAUCGGCGCACUGGCACUGCCACCGUGUAUGUGACUGUCCUGGACGUCAACGACAACCGACCCAUCUUCCUUCAGAGCAGCUACGAAGUCAGCGUCCCCGAGGACAUCCCUCCCGCCAGCAGCAUAGUGCAGGUGAAAGCCACAGAUGCAGAUGAAGGCAUUAAUGGGAGAGUGUGGUACAGGAUUGUCAAGGGAAACGAGCACAACCACUUCCGCAUCAAUCCCAGCACGGGGCUGGUGAUGCGAGGCGUGCGGCACCUCGACAGGGAGCAAAACUCCUCUCACGUCCUGGAAGUGGAGGCCUACAACACGGAGCAGGGCCCCAUGAGGAGCUCUGUGCGGGUGAUCGUCUAUGUGGAAGAUGUCAAUGACGAGGUGCCAGUGUUCACCCAGCGGCAGUACAACCGCCUGGGGCUGCGGGAGACGGCGGGCAUUGGCACUUCCGUGGCCGUGGUCCGGGCCACUGACCGAGACACAGGGAACGGAGGUCUGGUGAGCUACAAAAUCCUGUCGGGCGCCGAAGGAAAGUUUGAGAUCGAUGAGAGCACGGGCCUCAUCACAACAAUCGAGUACCUGGACUACGAGACCAAGACCAGCUACCUGAUGAAUGUCUCUGCCACGGACCAGGCUCCCCCCAACAACCAGGGCUUCUGCAGUGUGUAUGUCAGCCUGCUGAACGAGCUAGAUGAGGCUGUGCAGUUCUCCAACAGCAGCUAUGAGGCUGUGAUCAUGGAGAACAUCCCCCUGGGCUCUGAGGUGGUCCGGGUCCAGGCCCGCUCCAUCGACAACCUCAACCAGAUCACCUACAAGUUUGACCCCAACACCAAUGCGCAGGCACUCUCUCUCUUCAAAAUCAACGGGAUCACUGGUGUGAUAACUGUCAAAGGCCAGGUGGAUCGAGAGAAGGGAGAUUUCUAUACCUUGACAGUGGUGGCUGAUGAUGGAGGACCAAAGAUUGACUCCACAGUGAAGGUGACCAUCACAGUCCUGGACGAGAACGACAACAGCCCGCAGUUUGACAUCACGUCCGACUCGUCAGUGAGCGUGGCGGAGGACAGCGCGCUCGGCAAGCGGGUGGCCCUGGUCCUGGCCCGUGACCCAGACGCAGGCAGCAAUGGGCAGGUAACCUUCUCGCUGACGUCAGGGAACAUUGGCCAGGCUUUUGAGAUCCGUACCACCAACAACACCUACGGUGAGGUGUUUGUGGCACGGCCGCUGGACCGGGAGCUGCUGGACCACUACACCUUACGGAUCCAAGCCUCGGAUGGCGGCGUGCCGCCCCGCAGGAAGGAGCACAUGCUGCGCGUCAACAUCCUCGACGUCAACGACAAUCCCCCCGUCAUUGACAGCCCCUUCGGCUACAACGUGAGCGUGAGCGAGAACGUCGGUGGUGGCACAGCAGUGGCCCAGGUACGUGCCACCGACCGGGACAUCGGCCUCAACAGCGUCCUCUCCUACUACAUCACCCGUGGGAACGAGGACCUGACGUUCCGCAUGGACCGUGUCACCGGCGAGAUCGCCACCCGGCCUUCCCCGCCCGACCGUGAGCGGCAGAGCUUCUACAGCCUCCUGGUCACCGUGGAGGACGAGGGCAACCCCUCCUUGUCGGCCACCACCACAGUGCGCGUCACAGUCCUGGAUGAGAACGACAACGCUCCUGCUUUCCGGCAGCAGCUGUAUGAGGUGACCCUUGACGAAGGUCCCGACACGCUCAACGCCACGCUGGUCACCGUGCAGGCCCUGGACCAGGACGAGGGGCCCAACGGCACAGUGGCCUAUGCCAUCACCGAAGGCAACAUUUUGGGUACCUUCCACAUCGACAGUGUCACGGGGCAGAUCAGCACGGUGAAAGAGCUGGACUAUGAGAUCAGCCAUGGGCGCUACACCUUGAUUGUCACCGCCACUGACCAGUGCCCCACUGUCUCACGCCGCCUGACAUCGACUGCCACGGUGCUGGUGAACCUCAAUGACAUCAACGACAACUGUCCCACCUUCCCGCGGCCCUACGAGGGUCCCUUUGACAUCACGGAAGGGCAGCCCGGCCCCCGUGUCUGGACCUUCCUGGCCCACGAUGGCGACUCAGGACCCAACGGGCAAGUGGAGUACAGCAUCAUCGCCGGAGACCCCUUGGGAGAGUUUGUGAUCUCCCCAGUGGAAGGGGAGCUGCGGGUACGGAAGGAUGCGGAGCUGGACCGCGAGAACAUCCCCUUCUAUAACCUCACCAUCGCCGCCCGGGACCGAGGGGUGCCCCCUCUCAGCUCCACGAUCGUGGUGGGUGUCCGUGUGCUGGAUAUUAACGACAAUGACCCCGUGCUCCUCAACCUCCCCAUGAACCUCACUCUCAGCGAGAACGCCCCUGUCUCCAGCUUUGUCACCCGCAUCCUCGCCCAGGACGCAGACAAGGGGCCGAAUGCCCUCCUGACCUUCGACAUAACAGCGGGCAACACGGAGAAUGCCUUCUACAUCAACAGCACCAGUGGCGUCAUCUAUGUAAACCGGCCGCUGGACAGGGAGCGGGUGGCAGAGUACAGGCUGACCAUCACAGUGAAGGACAACCCUGAGAACAUCCGCAAUUCCAGGCGGGACUUUGACCUGCUGGUCAUUACCAUAGCGGAUGAGAACGACAACCGCCCUCUCUUCACGCAGAGCUCCUACCAGGCCGAGGUGAUGGAGAACUCGCCCACAGCUGGAUGUCCCACCGCCUCACCUGGGCCUCGCCAGUCCGUCUGCAAGGCUGCAGCAGCCUCCCCUCGCUGUCUCCUGCCGUGUGGGGACCCACUCUGUCACCUCCUCCAUCCAUUCAUUACUGUCCUUCAUGUGUCACCAGGGCGGGAAGGGGACGGGGAGCUUCAUAGGGGGUUGCCACCCUCCCUAACCGUACCAUCAUCCUAUCCAGGUACUCUGGUCACGGUGCUGAACGGGCCCAUCCUAGCUCUGGACAGUGACCAGGGUAGCAAUGCCGUGGUGACCUACCAGCUCCUGGAGGCAUCCCAGGACCUCUUUGUUAUCGACAACAGCACAGGUGUCAUUUCGGUGAAGCCUGGUGCCGUGAUAGAUCGAGAGGCUUUGCCAGAGCCUUGCCUGGAGUACACGCUGGUGGCUCGUGACGUGGGGGGGCUGUACAGCACUGCCAGCCUGACAGUGACCAUCCUGGAUGACAACGACAACUACCCUGUCUUCCAACCAGCAUCCAUCACAGCGCGACUGCGGGAAAACAGCCCCCCAGGUUUCUCAGUCCUCCAGGUGACGGCCACAGAUGCCGACAGUGGCCUCAACCAGCAGCUGGAUUACCGGAUCGAGAGUGGUGGCCAGGACAGGUUCCUGAUUGAUGCCACCACGGGAGUGAUCCGCGUGGCCAACAUCAGCAUCGACCGGGAGGAGCGGGAUGCUUACCGGCUGACAGUGGUGGCCGUGGACCAGGGCACACCGGCGCUCUCAGGCACUGCCACCGUCAGCCUCUUCAUUGACGAUGUCAAUGACUGCCGGCCUGAGUUCAUCAACCCCAUCCAGACAGUCAGCAUCCCUGAGUCUGCCCUCCCCGGCACUGUGGUGGCCGAGGUGACCGCCAUCGACCGGGACCUCCAUCCUCGCCUGGAGUACUACCUGCUGGAGAUCGUGGCCCGCGAUGACACAGACACACUGGUGCCCAAUCAGCAAGGAGCCUUUGUGGUGGAUUUUAGGACAGGAGCUGUGAAGAUCAAAACUCCUCUUAACCGGGAACUGGUGGCCACCUACGAGGUCACCAUCUCUGUCCACGACAACGCCAGCGAAGUCAUUGACCGCUCAGUCAGCGUGCCCAAUGCCAAGCUGACAGUCAACGUGUUGGACGUGAAUGACAACACACCCCGUUUCCGCCCCUUUGGGGUCACCCAUUUCACUGAGAGGAUCCUGGAGGGAGCUACGCAGGGCACCACACUCAUCUCCAUAUCAGCAGUGGACCCGGACAAAGGUGCCAAUGGGCAGAUCACCUAUGAGCUGCUGAACCUCUCCCCAGAAGGCUACGCCUGCCUCGAAGACCCGUCGGCAGGGAAGGUUGUGGCCAACAGGACAGUGGACUAUGAGGAGGUGCAGUGGCUGAACUUCACUGUCCGAGCUUCCGACAACGGCUCUCCGCGCAGAUCCGCAGAGAUCCCCGUGUACCUCCAGAUAGUGGACAUCAAUGACAACAAUCCUGUUUUCAGCCAGCCAUCCUACCAGAAAGCUGUCUUUGAGGACGUACCAUUGGGUACGGUCAUCCUGAGCGUCAAGGCCACGGAUGCAGAUUCUGGGCGUUUUGCUCUCAUCCAGUACAGCCUGGGAGACGGAGAGGGCAAGUUUGGAAUAAAUCCUGACACGGGUGACAUCUACAUCCUGUCAGCCCUGGACCGGGAAAAGAAGGAUCAGUACACGCUGACAGCCGUGGCCAGGGACAACCCUGGGGACAUCUCCAGUAACCGUCGGGAGAACUCCGUGCAGGUGCUGAUCACAGUCCUGGACAUCAAUGACUUCAGGCCCCAAUUCAGCAAGAGCCAGUUCAGCACCAGCGUCUACGAGAAUGAGCCCGCAGGGACGUCAGUGAUCACCAUGACCGCCACCGACCUGGAUGAAGGGGAUAAUGGUGUGGUCACCUACAGCAUUGAGGGCCCUGGAGCGGAGGCUUUCAAGAUCAAUAAAGACUCUGGACUCGUCACGUCCCGCCGACGCUUGCAGUCCUACGAGAGAUUCAACCUGACUGUGGUGGCCACGGACAAAGGGCAUCCUCCUCUCUGGGGGACCACCAUGCUGCAUGUAGACGUCAUCGACAUCAACGACAACCGGCCUGUCUUCAUCCGCCCGCCCAACGGCACCAUCCUGCACAUCAAGGAGGAGAUCCCACUGCAGUCCAACGUCUACGAGGUCUACGCCACGGACAAAGACGAAGGCCUCAAUGGAGCGGUGCUCUACAGCCUACUGAAAACCGGGGCGGGGAACAAAGACUGGGAGUACUUCAGCAUCGACUCUGUCAGCGGGCUGAUCCAGACGGCCAUGCGGCUGGACCGGGAGACGCAGGCGGUGUACAACCUGAUCAUCGUGGCCUGUGACCAGGGCCAGCCAGCCUACGAGACCAUGCAGCCCCUUCAGAUCGCUCUUGAUGACAUUGAUGACAAUGAACCCAUCUUCCUCAGGCCACCCAAGGACAGUCCCCAGUACCAGGCUCUCUCUGUCCCCGAGCACUCGCAGCCAGGCACUGUGGUGGGGAAUGUCACCGGGGCUGUGGAUGCAGAUGAGGGCUCCAACGCUAUCGUCUACUACUUCAUAGCAGCUGGGAACCAGGAGAGAAAUUUCCAACUGAGCCGAGAGGGGAAGCUGCAGGUCUUGCGAGACCUGGAUCGAGAGAAGGAGCCCUACUACUCCCUCAUUGUCAAAGCGUCCAGUCAGAGGAACUGGUCCCCUCCACGGGGCCAGCGGGCAGGCAGGGCCCAGUCCUGGGACCUCAGCGGGGACCUGACCCUUCAGGAGGUGCGGAUCUUCCUGGAUGACAUCAAUGACCAGGCCCCCCAGUUCACUAAGUCGGAGUACACGGCGGGGGUCGCCACCGAUGCCAAGGUGGGGUCAGAGCUGAUCAGAGUGGUCGCAGUGGACGCUGAUGUGGGCAACAACAGCCUGGUCCUGUACAACAUCUUGGGCAUCCGCUACAUCAAGCAGCACUCCAACGACUCUGAGGAGGUGGCCAACAUCUUCAGCAUUGGAACCUUUGAUGGGAUCCUACGAACCUUCGACCUCUUCACUGCCUACAACCCUGGAUACUUUGUGGUGGAUAUCAUGGCCUCUGACCUGGUGGGCCACAACGACACAGCCAUUGUGGGGAUUUACAUCCUGCGGGAUGACCAGCGGGUCAAAAUCAUCAUCAACGAGAUCCCCGACAAAGUCAGGCAGUUUGAGGAGGAGUUCAUCAGCCUGCUCUCCAACAUCACAGGGGCCAUAGUCAACACAGAUGACGUGCAGUUCCAUGUUGACAAGAAAGGUCGGGUGAACUUUGCACAGACGGAGCUGCUGAUCCACGUGGUGAACAGGGAGACCAACCGCAUCCUGGAUGUGGAGCGGGUCAUUCAGAUGAUAGAUGAGAACAAGGAGCAGCUGAGGAACCUCUUCAGGAACUACAAUGUGCUGGAUGUGCAGCCUGCCAUUACUGCCCGGGCCCCAGACGACCUCUCGGCUCUGCAGAUGGUGAUCAUCGUACUGGCCAUCUUGCUUUUCCUGGCUGCCAUGCUCUUCAUCUUCAUGAACUGGUACUACCGGACAGUGCACAAAAGGAAAUUGAAAGCCAUAGUGGCUGGUUCCACUGGGAACAGAGGCUUCAUGGACAUCAUGGACAUGCCAAACACCAACAAGUACUCUUUUGAUGGGGCCAACCCAGUGUGGCUGGACCCCUUCUGCAGGAACAUGGAGCUGGCAGCACAGGCAGAGCACGAGGACGACCUGCCGGAGAACCUGAGCGAGAUCACAGACCUGUGGAACAGCCCUGCCCGCACCCACGGCACCUUCGGGAGAGAGCCCUCUGCAGCCAAGCCUGAGGACGACCGCUACCUGAGGGCAGCCAUCCAGGAGUAUGACAACAUCGCCAAGCUGGGGCAGAUCAUGCGGGAGGGACCCAUCAAGGGCUCUCUCUUGAAGGUGGUCCUGGAUGAUUACAUGCGCCUGAAAAAGCUCUUUGCCCAGCGGAUGGUGCAUAAGGCCACUGUCAGUCAGGGGGACCGCUCCUCGGUCUCAGAGGUAGACGGGUGUGCAUGGGCAUGGGGAGAUGCUUGCCGUGCCCUCUGGGAUGCAGUGUGUCUUCUCAGCCCCGCAGGCUGCAGUCGCUCUCCACAACUGCAGUCUCCAUCUCCCAAGUGGUCCCCCCAUUCUCUUCUUGGUCAAAAUGAGCCAGCACUGGUUUUUCACUAA